Racocetra persica is the source of this 419-nucleotide messenger RNA. Lineage: Eukaryota; Fungi; Glomeromycota; Glomeromycetes; Diversisporales; Gigasporaceae. The record is from the annotation of a GenBank genome assembly.
AUACCGCUCAAAAAUCUCCCUCAAGAAGACUCUCUGCAGUCUCUUCAACUUCUUCUAACGGUACCUUAUCUGUCCGAAAUCGUACUUAUCAAACAAAUUCUUCUAAUAAUGCUGUACCAAAUGACGAUUACUCUUCAUGGUCUCAACAAUCGCCGGUGAGAAGUACUUCUACAAAUUCACAAAGAGGGUCUUCACCGUCUAAGAAAACUAGCGGUAAUCCGGUAAAAAAAACAAGAGAUGGGAGAAUGGAUAUGGGAUUGUUAGAAACCGUUCAUCCUGAUCAAUCAACCCCAUCCUCAUCUAGUCAAUCAAUUCUAUCUCGUAAAAAAUCUAGUCGGAGGAAACUUAGCGAAGAACAAAAUAAAGAAACUUAUAAAGCUGUAACUGAUGUAUUAAAACAAUUUAUGGAUCUGGAACUG